UCUUUACCACUGAAUAAGACCCUAUUAGACUACUCCACUGAUCCACCACUCCCUACCACCGUAUCACUACCAUCGUAACCAUGUUGGUCUACCCAGCCCUAGUACUAGCCCUGGGUGCCCUAUGGCCACUGGACUGGACACCUAUGAAGUCACAGUUACUGAGCUCAGUGACUGGCCAGUACCACGGUACUACAUGGGCCAUGGCAGAGAAGGUGGCUGGAGGUGAUGAUCCGGAGGAAGUAGUGGUAGUGGAAGGUACUACUAGUGAUGAAGUGGCAAAGAACAAGGAGAGUCAGAAGGGGUGGAAACAGAAACUAAAAGAAUGGGCUAUAGAGUAUGCUCUACUAGACGAAAAUGGACAUUUCCAGUGGGAUUGGAAUUUUCUGAUAUGGAUACCGAUUUGGUUAGGUGCGCUUAUAAUAGGAGGGCCUUUGGCGUUGAUAGUAAUGCUGAUAUAUUUCAUAGCAAUUAGAUUUUUCAAGUUAAUUAAUCCUAAGUCCUCGUUAGGCUGCGGUGGAAGUUCGGUAAAGAAUAUGAACGGUACAAAGCUGGAUUAAUGAACAGCAUUUGGGGUGUGUUGUUAAAUAUGUGCAGUACAAACGACGUAUAUUUAAUAUGGUAGGGGUAUACUCUGGUGGAAUUUACAACAGCUUAUUUCCUAUACGUAUACCUCUUAA
Molecule: messenger RNA, 677 nt
Organism: Babesia bovis T2Bo
Lineage: Eukaryota; Apicomplexa; Aconoidasida; Piroplasmida; Babesiidae
Product: putative integral membrane protein
Exons: 1
Coding region: 81-557 (158 amino acids)
Source: RefSeq, a predicted model, not a curated record